CCUGUGGUAACUGCAGCUUAAAUGACUCAGGUCUUGUAUUCACACCUCAGCCAUUUCCGUCUCCCCCCAAGCCACAGCCACUUUGUGAGAGGAAGCUGGGGUUUGUGGUUCCUGUUUUGCCUAGGGACAGGGAGUAGGAGUGAACAGGGGUUGGUAAGAGCUCCGGCUUCUCAUUUCAGGGUCAUUAAUGCUUCCCUAAGGGGAAGAAGGGGCUGGACUGGUGGCUCCAAUGCCCAUUCCUUCAUCUGUACUCAUUCUUGCAAAACAAAACUUGGCUGAGCUUUGUAUUGUGGUUAUUUGUGUCUACCAACCUCUUGUGAGUUCCUUGAAGGCAGAGGCUAUGUAUGACAUGUUGCUGAGUUUCUAGGGCACCGCAAAGGUAGUCAGACCCCAAUAUUUCAUUGGUCGAGUGACCUGGGAAGCAGACCAAAGGGGGCACAUUUCAAACAGCAGUCUGCGGACUUGGUGGUGAGAAAGAGCUGGUAGAGGUGGGCACCAGCUGGUGGAAGCCCAUAGAAGGGAUUAGGGGAAGGACUCCAGGAAGAAAAUUCAGGACUCGGCUUAACUACUUAGAGAAAGUUUUAAACCAGCUGUUCCAGGGCCCUCCCGGCCUCUCUCUGUCCCACGCCCCGAGCCUGGGAAGGCCUAAAGCGAAGACAGAGAACCCGGAAGUUGUGGUGACCUCCAAGCACGUGAUGAGGGGCCGGCUGAUGUUGUCACGUGACCCCCCCACCUGCGGUACCUCGGCGCCGAACUUGCAGCUGCUCUUAAAGACCCUCAUCCGCCGGGUCGGAGCCCGGUCUGGACUCUCGCUGACUUUCAACUCUGCGUGUGAUCUGAACUCGAUGCCAUGGGAGGCUGUGCGGGCUCUCGGCGGCGCCUUUUGGAUUCCGAGGGGGAGGAGACGGCCCCUGAACCUCGGUCCCCUCUGUUAGACCGUCCAGGCGCCCUUUGGAAGAACGCGGUGGGUUUCUGGCUCCUUGGCCUUUGCAACAACUUUUCUUACGUGGUGAUGCUCAGCGCUGCCCAUGACAUCCUUAGCCGCCAGAGGGCGUCUGGGAACCAAAGCCAUGUGGACCCAGACCCAGCGCCCACCACCCACAACAGUUCAUCUCGAUUUGACUGCAACUCUGUCUCCACGGCUGCGGUGCUCCUGGCUGAUAUCCUCCCCACCCUGGUCAUCAAACUACUGGCUCCUCUUGGUCUUCAUCUGUUGCCCUACAGCCCCCGGGUUCUCGUCAGUGGGCUUUGUUGCGCCGGAAGCUUUAUCCUGGUCGCCUUUUCUCAUUCCGUGGGGACCAGCCUGUGUGGUGUGGUCUUGGCUAGCAUCUCCUCAGGUCUGGGGGAGGUCACCUUCCUCUCACUCACCGCCUUCUACCCCAGGGCUGUGAUCUCCUGGUGGUCCUCAGGAACGGGGGGAGCAGGGCUGCUGGGAGCACUGUCCUACCUGGGCCUCACCCAGGCUGGCCUGUCCCCCCAGCACACCCUGCUGUCCAUGCUGGGCAUCCCUGCACUGCUGCUGGCCAGCUAUUUCUUUUUGCUCACGUCUCCUGAGCCCCAGGACCCUGGAGGGGAGGAAGAGGCAGAGACAUCAGCGCGGCAGCCCCUGAUAGGCAGCGAGGCCCCAGAGGCGAAGCCAGCCUCCAGCCCCAACCUCUCCCUUUGGGAAAGGUGGACCGUGUUCAAGGGCCUGCUCUGGUACAUCGUCCCCUUGGUCCUGGUUUACUUUGCAGAGUAUUUCAUCAAUCAGGGGCUUUUUGAGCUCCUGUUCUUCCGGAACACGUCCCUGACUCACGCUCAGCAGUACCGCUGGUACCAGAUGCUCUACCAGGCUGGCGUCUUUGUUUCCCGCUCUUCUCUCCGCUGCUGUCAAAUCCGGUUCACCUGGGUCCUGGCCCUGCUGCAGUAUUACAGCGUUGAGUGGACAACCUCCACCCCUUCCUACCAGUCUAACCAACGUAGCUUCACAGAACCCACCUUUGCUGUUUCAAGGCCCGUCAGCGCUCUCAGCAUCUCUCAGAACCAGGGGCCACCGGACAGGACCGCAGCCUCCCUCCCUGCCCGCCUCAGCCCUCCCCUCCGGCUGCAUCCACAGUGCUUCAACCUGGCCUUCCUGCUGGCGGACGUGUGGUUGAACUUCCUGCCCAGCAUCUACCUCGUCUUCCUGAUCAUUCUGUAUGAGGGCCUCCUGGGCGGCGCUGCCUACGUGAACACCUUCCACAACAUUGCCCUGGAGAUGAGUGAUGAGCACCGGGAAUUUGCCAUGGCAGCUGCCUGUAUCUCCGACACUUUGGGCAUCUCCCUGUCGGGGCUCCUGGCCCUGCCUCUGCACGACUUCCUUUGUCACCUGUCUUGACACUCUGGCUUCUUGGGACACAGGACACACUCACCUGGCCCUGCGCUGACUGGCAGGCAAGUCAGACCGCAGGCCCACGGCCCAGACCUCACUCACGAGCUCUGCCCCCAACUCCGCUAAACCGGGGCGCAGAGAAGAGCUAAGGUUCCGUUCCCCCUUGCGCAGGGGCCGCCGUUUUCUCCCACUCCCGGGCUGGCCUUGGGGAGUUUCUUCACGGCAUUAUGUUCUUGGAAUAAAUGCCUGUUUUAACAAUUUUA
This is a messenger RNA of Suricata suricatta (meerkat), 2613 nucleotides long. RefSeq names its product CLN3 lysosomal/endosomal transmembrane protein, battenin (gene CLN3). Gene Ontology annotation, biological process: lysosomal lumen acidification; lysosome organization. The record is from RefSeq and is a predicted model, not a curated record. Gene Ontology annotation, cellular component: membrane; lysosome. NCBI's taxonomy places the organism in Eukaryota, Metazoa, Chordata, Mammalia, Carnivora, Herpestidae. The coding region runs from base 851 to 2356 and encodes 501 amino acids. The transcript has 18 exons.